Sphenostylis stenocarpa is the source of this 354-nucleotide messenger RNA. The record is from the annotation of a GenBank genome assembly. Lineage: Eukaryota; Viridiplantae; Streptophyta; Magnoliopsida; Fabales; Fabaceae.
AUGUCAAUGGCGUCGUGGAACAUGGGUCUCGCUUCAUGCCACAAGACGAUGUCGUUUGAGGUUUCCUGCAGUAGGAAGAGAGACAGAGACAGGGAACGAGCUAGUAUCCAUCCCUACAAAGUGGUUGAAAUAACUCCUCCUCCCAAGUGUCUCGGUGUUCGUUGCUUACCCCCUAACUUGCAGUGUGGGGAGAGUGUAACAAUAGAAGGACAAGCCUAUACUAUAUCAGCUGUAACACAUCGCUAUCAGCUUCGGAAGGGAAAAUAUGAACCCAGUGAGAAGAGACUUGAUGUUUUGUCCACAGGAAGAUACUUAUUAAAUUUAUAUUUGGAAAAUUUAUUAGAACAAUCUUGA